CACGACAUUCGGAAAACGUCGUGCGUUGUUGAAAGAAAAGUUUGCGUUUGUUCUGAAUUUUAAUUUGGUCUUAAUGUGUCGUUAUUUAGAUUGAUAUAAAUAUGGCAAUAAUUUAGUUCAAUGCAAAAGUAAAUCAUGUCUGACAAAAUUGACACGAAAGUGUUGCAGGUGUCGAAUAUCGCACCAAAUGCAACAAGGGAUCAGAUGAAAACUCUAUUCAGUUACUUGGGCAGAAUAGAUGAAAUCAAAAUGUACCCAGCAGAAGCAUCAGAGCUUCAAGUUACUGCCAAAGUUUGCUAUGUAAAAUAUGAUGACAGUACAAGUGUUGGAGUGGCUCUACAUCUCACUAACACAGUCUUUAUUGACCGUGCUCUUGUUGUUAUACCUGUCAUGGAAGGUGAAAUUCCAGAUGAGCAAUCUGCAUUACAGCGUGCACCUUCUGCUGUGGCUGGUAUGUUGCCAGGACAACCUACAUGGCCCACCAAUGUCAUGAGUCAGUUACAAAGUAUUGGAGGUUGUCAAGUAAUUAUCACCAAUGAUCCUAGAUUAACUGCCCUUGGCUUGCCACAGUAUCCUCCAUUACCUAGCAACACUGAUCCCUUAAAGAUCGAAGAGAUUAGAAGAACAGUAUAUGUGAGCAACCUCGACCCAUCUAUCACUGGUGAGCAGAUAAUGUCAUUUUUUGGUCAAGUUGGUGAGAUAAAAUAUGUUCGAAUGGGAGGGGAAGAGGUAGAAGGUGGUAAAUGUGCAUACGUUGAGUUUACAGACCAACGCUCUAUAGCCACAGCUCUAACAUACAAUGGUGUCAUGUUCCAGGAUAAACCAUUGAAUGUUGCCCACUCCACUUCAACUAUAGAGAAACCUAAAACAAAGAUGCAAGAGGCGGCCCAGAGGGAGAUAGAAGAAGCUAUGAAGAAAGUUAAGGAAGCACAGUCACUCAUUACAGCUGCUGCUGAUUCUGGUGACUUGAACAUAGACAAAACAGUGUCAAAGCUGGCCUCAAGUGAGUAUCAGCCAGGAAAAGAUAGCUCUUCAAAGAAUGGUUUUGGAGGAAGCAGAUCACGGUCAAGGUCACGUUCAAGGAGGCACAGGUCCCGGUCUAGAUCCCGACGUAGAAGUAGAUCUAGAUCUCGCCAUCGUAGAUCAAGGUCUAGAAGAAGAUCAAGAUCUAGGAAAAGAUCUAGGUCACGAAAACGAUCAAGGUCAACCUCAAGGAAAAAGAGGUCAAGUUCAAGGACAACAGAGGCUGUUAAAGCGUCAAUUGGAAAGACGGAAGUACCUGUACCAGUGUUCGGGACAAGUGGUUUGAAGAAACCAGGACCUGGAAUGCCAGGCGGACCAGGCACUGGGAGAAAAAGGUCAAGGUCAUCCUCAAGAAAAAGAAGAUCUAGGUCAAGGUCAAGAAGGAGAAGAUCCAGGUCAAGGUCAAGACGAAGAAGAUCAAGGUCAAGGUCAAAGAACAAGGUUGUAAGGAGAAGGUCACAUAGUAGAUCCAGAAGGUCAAGAAGUCGUAGAAGGAGUAGAUCUCGUCGUAGGUCACGCUCUAAGAAGAGGUCACGUUCUCGUUCAGCAUCUCCACCACGACUGAGACGUGAGGGGUCAUAUCGUGGAUCUAGCAGUGUUGGCAAACCUACUGAAAACAGUUCAAAUCGUGAAAGGAUUGGUAUGAAAAGAAAAAGUUCACCUGUGUCCAAAAGCAAGACAUCUGAUAGAAAGAGGUCAUCAAGUCGUGGUCGGAGUAGGUCUCCAGUUAAGAAAAGCAGCCGUAGAUCCAGGAGCAGAAGUAGAACGAGGAAAAGCACGAAAGGUCGUCACCGCAGUAGAAGUACCUCUCGUAAACGAAGGUCACGUUCGAGGAGAAAGUCAAGAUCUCGUAGUGGAUCACGUCAUAGAUCCAGGAAGGACAAGAAGAAGGAAAGAGAUAGGGAUCGUAGCAGAGACCGAGAAAAGAAGAAGAAACAUAAAGAAAAGGAUCGAGAACGAGAUCGUGAAGAGAAGAAGGAAAAUAAAGUCAAAAGGGAUUAUGAUGAAGAGGAAAAAAUCUUGUAUGAGGAGGAAGAGAAGGCCCAUGAUAAUAGGAAAAGCAGCAGUGAUGAAGAUGAUGACGAUGAUGAUGACGACGAUGAUAAAAGUAGGGGAAGUAGUCCAGAGCCGAUACCUACGCGUAUAACUAAUUCAACUGUUAAUACAGAUGAUUUACAGCAAGUUGAUAUGGAGAUGAGUGAUUGAAUGAACAAAAUGAUAUACAACGGUAUCUCUUGCCUUUUGUAUAUUCUCCGGUUGAUUUUAAGGGAAACAGUUUACAUGUUUUGAUGUCAUAGUUUCUCUUUUGAGCUGAAGGUGAACUUGUUUAUUGAUUGUUUUGAAUGAGUUAAUAUUAAGUAAAAGAUAAUAAAGAUAAACAUUGACAUAUGUUUAUCUUAUGUAUGUUAUGAUUUAUUGCAGACACAGUUUGGUCACAACGUGAGGGUGUAAACAUUUUAUGUUGUAAGGUGUAUUGAAGAAAUUUUGCACAUUUUAUCUUAAAAUCAAAAGCUUAGAAAAUGAAUUCAAUAUCAACAUAAGUGCAUGUUUUAUAUCUUAUUCAAUUUAGUAGAUACAUUUUGUUUAGCUGUCAUGAAUUGUUUUCUGAUUAUAGAUAGAUUUGUAAAGAGGUGUUUGAUACAACAUAAUGAACGAAAUGCUGAAUUAAGUAGAGAUGGGAUAUAAUGUUGUUUGUAUUUUGAUAUUGUACUUUUCUAAUUGUAAAACUGCUCUUUUCUUUCAUUUCAUGAGUAGAUUUCUGUAUUCAUUGAUCAAGCUUACAUUGUACAUGACCAAUAAAAAAAAUAUAAAUGGG
Messenger RNA from Ruditapes philippinarum (Manila clam), 2839 nucleotides. Its product is annotated as probable splicing factor, arginine/serine-rich 7. Gene Ontology annotation, molecular function: RNA binding. NCBI's taxonomy places the organism in Eukaryota, Metazoa, Mollusca, Bivalvia, Venerida, Veneridae. The record is from RefSeq and is a predicted model, not a curated record. Gene Ontology annotation, cellular component: nucleoplasm. The transcript is spliced from 22 exons. The coding region runs from base 136 to 2229 and encodes 697 amino acids.